AUGACAAACCCACCUGUCAGGAGGGACAGGCAGCGGGCGGCCGGAGCGCAUCUCACCGAGCCGCAGCCUGCCGCAGGUGAGCCUAGCGUUCGGACGGACCCUGGUGUGACUCGCGUCCGACUCCUGCCCGAUUCCCGCCCGACUCCCGCUGCCAUGACCGAGCGCCAGAGGAAGCCGAGCCCGCACCGGCACGAAGGCAAACCGCGGAAGGUGCGGUUCAAGAUCGCCUCCUCCUACAGUGGCCGGGUGCUGAAGCACGUGUAUGAGGACGGACAGGAACUCGAGAGCCCCGGGGAGAAGUACCCCCACAGCUUCAUCCACGGGAAGAUGCCCCACCACCUGGAGAUGGACCAACUCUGCGGCUUCGAGGGCCUGGAGGAGUCCGGUCUCUACCCCACCACGGGACUGAUCGCCCAGAGGAUAAAUGUCUACAGAGGCAUGACGAAUUACAGGCCCCCUGCUUACGAAGAACUGUCAGAUGCAGAUUCUAAAUCGCCGGUUCUGGACUUUGGGAAGAUAAUCAUCUACACCAGCAAUCUGCGAAUAAUCAGGUCCCCUCAGAGGAAGGGCGAGUUAACAAAAAGUGUUCCCCUGGGCCGAGAGGGAGGGGGCGAUUAUUCGCACGGGCAGGAUGGAGAGGGCAAGCCAAGGCGGCGGGCUUUGUGUGGCGCCGGGGAAGAGCAACCCCAGCACCCAGCAUAUGAGGGUGCUCCGAGCUGCCCGCAGUGUGGAGGCUCGGGCUGCGCCCCUUGCUCCCUGUGCCACGGAAGCAAGCUGUCGAUGCUGGCCAACCGCUUCAACGAGUCCAUUCCGGACCUGCGGUGCCAGGCGUGUUACCCCGACGGGCUGCAGCGCUGCCAGUCGUGCGCGCAGUAG
This is a messenger RNA of Megalops cyprinoides (Indo-Pacific tarpon), 876 nucleotides long. Its product is annotated as glutaredoxin domain-containing cysteine-rich protein 2. Lineage: Eukaryota; Metazoa; Chordata; Actinopteri; Elopiformes; Megalopidae. Gene Ontology annotation, biological process: sensory perception of sound. The coding region runs from base 1 to 876 and encodes 291 amino acids. The record is from RefSeq and is a predicted model, not a curated record. The transcript is spliced from 4 exons.